Molecule: messenger RNA, 5783 nt
Organism: Siniperca chuatsi (mandarin fish)
Lineage: Eukaryota; Metazoa; Chordata; Actinopteri; Centrarchiformes; Sinipercidae
Gene: strip2
Product: striatin interacting protein 2
Exons: 22
Coding region: 219-2792 (857 amino acids)
Biological process (GO): cytoskeleton organization
Cellular component (GO): cytosol
Source: RefSeq, a predicted model, not a curated record
CAUGACGACUCUCCAACCCCGCCCUCUCGGGGCGCACAGGGACGGCGAACCAAGCAGACUCGGGGUCGGGUGGGGGGAUAGCAGCAGGAGGAGUAGGAGGAGGAGAUCUUCAACUUGGGCUUCGGAGCCGGUGCUUUUCCUGGUGCGGUGCAGUCUUAGCUCUACCAACGGACCGGUAUGCACUAUCCGCGGAGGAGGAAGUGAGCCGACCGAGAAAGAUGCAGGCGGAGGACAUGGAGGUACCUAUCAUUAAUAACCUUAACGAUAACGGCGACAGACAGAGGCCGAAAGGGAAAGAUGUGUUCAAGGAUCAGCAGAAGGAGUCGGAGAGCUCCAUGGAGUCUCCCAACCUGGAGUUUGAGUACGGAGACACAGACACACUGACUGCUGAGCUUUCAGAGCUCUACAGUUACACAGAGGAGCCAGAGUUUGCCCUGAACAGAGACUACUUUGAGGAGGACUUCAGGAGCCAUGGUACUUUGCACAUCCCUUUAUGUGUAGGAUACCGGGUGUGUCGUUCAGCUCAAUCUCGAGGCAGGAGGUGGAUUGAGCUGACGGUGGAGGAGCAGAGGGCGUAUGUGAUGAGGCUGCUGGAUGCGCUGGAGGUGACGGACAGAGACAAGAGGCUGAAGGUGGCCAGGGCCAUCCUUUACCUGGCUCAGGGAGUGUUUGAUGAGUGUGACACAGAGGUGGAUGUGCUCCACUGGUCCAGACACAAUGUCUUCCUGCUCUACGACAUGGGCAUCUUCACGGCAUUGCUGGAGCUUCUUAGCAUGGAGAUAGAUAACAACCAGGCGUGCAGCAGUGCAGUGAGGAAGCCUGCCAUCUCUCUUGCAGACAGCACAGAGCUCAGAGUGCUACUGAGUAUCAUGUACCUGAUGGUGGAGACCAUUAGAGUUCAAACAGAGGACGACAGACCUGAGUGGAGAGCAGCCAGAGAGGCCUUCAAGAAUGAGCUAGGUUCACCUCUGUACAAUGGAGAGCCCUUCGCCCUGCUCCUCUUCACCAUGGUGACCAAGUUCUGCAGCAUGAAUGCCCCACACUUCCCCAUGAAGAAAGUACUACUGCUGCUCUGGAAGACAAUACUGUUCACCUUGGGGGGUUUCGAGGAGCUCCAGGAAAUGAAGGUGCGGGGCCGGGAGCGUCUGAACCUGCCCCCGCUGCCCGAGGACAGCAUCAAGGUGGUCAGGGCCAUGAGAGCAGCCUCGCCCCCGGCCUCUGCCAUGGAGCUCAUUGAACAACAGCAGCAGCAGAAGAGAGGCCGCCGCAGCCGCAGGAGUGCCUUUGUUGAUAGCUUGGAAGGAGACAGUCCCUUUCCCAAGAAGCAGCCCCUGGUUAAGCAAGACAGCCUGGACACGUACAACGAGCGGGACCCCUUCAAGAACGACGACGCCCGAGACGAGGAGGAGGACCCCGAGGACACAGACAGCGGCAUCGAGGGCGAGGUGGACCCCUUGGACCGUGAUGUCAUCAUCCAGCCGCCGCCUCCUCCACCUCCCCUCAGACCGCCCACAGAAAGGGUCAACUUCCCCAAGGGCCUUCCCUGGGCCCCUAAAGUCAGGGAGAAAGACAUCGAGCACUUCCUUGAGACCAGUAGAAACAAGUUCAUCGGUUUUACUCUGGGAAAUGACAUAGAGACCCUGGUGGGCUUGCCCCGACCCAUCCAUGAGAGCGUCAAGACUCUUAAACAGCACAAAUAUGUGUCCAUCGCUGAAGUACAGAUGAAAAGGGAGGAGGAGCUCCAACAGUGUCCACUGACUCUGGGUGAGGAGGAGGUGGAGGAGACACCAGCAGAGAUGCUUUACCUGGGCAUGCUUCCUAACCUCUCCCAGUACGUGAUUGCCCUCCUGAAGCUGCUGCUGGCUGCAGCUCCAACCUCCAAAGCCAAAACUGACUCCAUUAACAUCUUGGCUGAUGUGCUCCCCGAGGAGAUGCCUAUCACAGUCCUUCAGAGCAUGAAGCUGGGAAUUGAUGUGAACCGUCACAAGGAAAUCAUCGUCAAGGCCAUUUCUGCUCUGCUCCUGCUGCUUCUCAAACACUUCAAACUCAACCAUAUUUAUCAGUUCGAGAUUGUCUCCCAGCACCUGGUGUUUGCCAACUGUAUCCCACUCAUCCUCAAGUUCUUCAAUCAGAACAUCAUGUCCUAUAUCAGUGCCAAAAACAGUAUAUGUGUGCUGGACUUCCCCCACUGUGUGGUCCAUGAGAUGCCCGAGCUCACAGCUGAGAGCCUGGAAGCAGGAGACAACAACCAAUUCUGUUGGAGAAACCUGUUUUCUUGUAUCAAUCUGCUGAGAAUAUUGAACAAGCUGACCAAGUGGAAACACUCCAGGACAAUGAUGCUGGUGGUGUUCAAGUCUGCCCCAAUCCUGAAGAGAGCGCUGAAGGUGAAGCAGGCCAUGAUGCAGCUCUACGUUCUCAAGCUGCUUAAGAUCCAGACCAAGUACCUGGGCCGCCAGUGGAGGAAGAGCAACAUGAAGACCAUGUCGGCCAUCUAUCAGAAGGUCCGCCACAGGCUCAAUGACGACUGGGCCUACGGAAAUGAUAUCGACGCACGGCCCUGGGACUUCCAGGCAGAGGAGUGCGCCCUGCGGGAGAGCAUCGAGAAGUUCAACAGUCGCCGCUACGACAAGAACAAGAACGGAGACUUUGCACCCGUGGACAACUGCCUGCAGAGCGUGCUGGGCCAGCGCGUUGAGCUGCCUGAGGACUUCCACUACAGCUACGAGAUGUGGCUGGAGAGAGAGGUCUUCUCCCAGCCAAUCCAGUGGGAGGGGCUGCUGCAGAAUCCGUGAUGGAGGGGGAGGGAGAGGGUCGGAGAGAGUUGGGUGGGAACGUGGCAGUGGAGAGGUCACAUACGAGCCUGUCGGAGUGGUUUUAGGGUGUGUUCUUACUGCAAAAAUGGAGUCCGAGGAGAGGAGGAGGGAGGAAUUUGGGGGGUGAUGAAGGGAUGGGGGAGGGUAAGGAGAAAGAAGCUGGAGACGGAGAAGCCACCUACCCGGCAGUGAUGGGAGAAGACGGAAGAUGAAGGGUAAAAUGGAGAUUCCUACUGAGAGCUCGGCAAAUAGAUGCCACACACACAAUUGACUCUAACAUGUGCCUAUGACUACUGUGAACACACAUGGACGUGACAGGCAAGAACAGAGGUAGCUGUUAAUAAGAAACCGCUGUAGCAGGAGACCAUUUCGGCCAGUUAUACUGGUGUUGUGUUACACAACAAAAAUAUCUUCAUCACUUUGUCAAUUUAUAUGUCCCCCUUUUUAAAAUAUUGGUGCUUUUUUGACUCCUUAGUGAUGUUUUCCUGUUUUAUUUGUAUCAGUGUGUGUGGUUAAACAUUUUAUGAUAAAUCUUUUUAUUUGAUUGAAGAUGUAAAUCUAAAUGAUUUCUAAUCAGUUUAUGUCUUUUUUAUUUUCUCACAAAGCCUACUGUAGGUAUUGGGUUGUUGUUUGUUGGUGAUGGAUUUGAAAGUUUUUCUUAUGUAUUUUCUAGAGAAAAACAAGGCAUUUUGGAAGCAAACCACAGGGUCAUUUUUGAUAGUCCAAAUGUAGAGGUGGGAGCUAUUUCCACAAAUGGCAUAGUGAUCUUUCACCAAAAAAAGAAAUAUACCAGCUGUAAGUGAAUGGGUUUGUUUGUGAACGUAAAAAGUGUGUGUGUGUGUGUGUGUGUGCAGGAAGAGAAAACAGUAAAUGAAAAUGGACAGAUGUGGAGAGGAUGGUUUGGAGUAAGAAACUAUAAGAAUCUUCUGGAAGAAACUGUAUCCUAUUUGUUCUCUUUUAAAAUAGAAACAUUACGUAGUAUAGAAUCCUUGCUAUUCUAGGUAUUUUAGACACUUCGAUAUCUUUGAAUUUCAAAUCCAGAAAUCACAGAACCACAUCUGUAAUAACUGAUGUCAUCCAGGAUUUGUUCAUGUUCACAUGAAGUCCCGUUAUGGUUCCAUGUGCUCUGCUCUUUAACGGGUGUGGGAUCAUUAACCAAAUGUACAGUUACCAAAACAACCAGUUAAAGGUUGAGUGUGUAACAUUUAGGAGCUAUUGGCAGAAAUGUAAAAAAGUAUGUUUUCAUUAGUGUAUAAUCACCUGAAAAUAAGAACUGCCAUGUUUCUACAGUAGCCCAGAAUGGACAAACCAAACACUGGCUCUAGAUUGGGCCAUUCUCGUAUUUCGCAAGUUUCGCUGCCACCGUAGUUUCUCCUAUAUGCUUGAAAGGGGAGGGGAAGGCGAGAGGUAUUCUAAUGGUUGCAAACUGCAAUUUCACCACUACAUGCCACUAAAUCCUACAUACUGGACCAAGUCUUCAUCCUUUAAGUAUUUUCUCUUUUAAAAGCUAAAAUACUGUUUGAAACCACUUCUGGUAAAACAUAAAUCUCACCUUUGUGUGGCUUGUUGAAGUAUGUUUUCAAGUGUGUAAUGGGCUCAUAGUUGCCCCUUGUGGCCAUUUGGGGGAAUGUUGUCUACCCUCUGGCUUCAGGGGGCAGUAAUGAGCCCAUUACAGUUUGGCGUACCAUAAUGAGGCAAAGGCGCCACACUGGAAAACUUAAUAAAGCAACAGUUAUGCUUUAUCUUUCAAACAUUAUUUUUCGGUUUUACAGAAAAGACUUUUAGAAUGAAGACUAAUGGUUGUUUUUGCAAAUGUAGCAGGAAUUCUGUUAAAAGGUUAAUUGUGACUCCCUGCUUCCACCCCCUGCCCGAUAACAGCACAAUAUGUAAACCACUGAGCCCCUUGGUGGUGGCCUUGUUGAGCACUUUGCCACCCUUGCUUGGAAGAACACAGCUGUCACAAAAAUGGUGCUGUUUUUUCUAGUUCAUCUUCACUGUACUUUAUCGUUCCUUCACAUCCAGCUACCUAAGCGGGGCUCCAGAGUUGAGAGCUCUGAAGUGUUUCCUGGAAAUGUCCAAAACUGAAGCACAGAAACAAGCACAGAAAACAAAAAGCAUGGUCAUAUUUUUCUUGCUCUGUUCAGAUUGUUAUCUACUUGACUCCAGGGGUCAAGAACAGUUUUCUCUGUGGAAAUGUGCAAGACACAUUUAAACAUUUGUCUAAUGAUGUUUCGAGCACAGAAGUGUACUUUUUCAGGCACAUUGUUCUGCAUUACAAGGGAUUUAUUUUUCUUCUUCAGGAAGAUGAAAUCUUUAAAAAAUAAUAUUGUAUACUCUAUAGAUUCUCAGGUUUAUGGAGAUAAUAUAUUGCAAAAGUUUUAAAAGCUUCCUUGCCAUCAUCUAGCUCACUACAUGUAGUGAUGAAUACACAUUUAUCUUCACAUUCUUGUACUAAAAUACCACCUGAAGCACUAAAGAUUUACUACAUAGGCUGUACAUUUUCACUAAACACAAUAACUCAUUGUGAGUUUGUAUUUAUGUCAGUUAUAGUUCAAGUUUAGAUGUAUUUUUGUGUAUCUUGUGCCAAAUUUGAGUGCCAUUUUCUAUUUUUAUUUCAUUGUUGUUACCUUUGUGAUCAUAUUUAAGGUUUUUCAUUCAAAUCACCACUCAAGGUUUGCAAUACAAAAAUUUUAUCUGAAAAUUGUACAAUCAAUGAAAAUAGCUGUCUUGUAUCUGGUAUAGUAUUUAUUUUACCAGAAAGUGUUUAAUAUUGUAUGGAUGUUAUUACUAUUAUAUACGUUAUUAUAUACAUGUUUUUGUUACACACAUUUCCAUAUCUGUAUAGUUUAGAUAAAUACUCAGUACUGAAUUUGUUCAGGGGUAUGUGCAAUUAUAGAUCCAUAGAGGCAUUAUUCAAUAGAAUGACAAAUUACAAUAUCAGAGUUGCUUAUUAAACAAUGUUGAACAGUU